Gongylonema pulchrum is the source of this 390-nucleotide messenger RNA. NCBI's taxonomy places the organism in Eukaryota, Metazoa, Nematoda, Chromadorea, Rhabditida, Gongylonematidae. The record is from the annotation of a GenBank genome assembly.
GAGGACCUGAGAAUGCUGCUCCAGUACAACAUCGCCGCUUGCCGUGCGUUGUCCCGAAAUGUUCAGGCCCUGCGCUUCUUGCAAACAAGUGUGGCGCGCCAAUCGGUCAAGACACCAAUUCAGGACUGGGGAUGGGAAUAUCUGAUGCGACAGCGAGCGAUGAUGCGACCAAUCAGCCCACAUCUGAAGGUUUAUAAACCGAUGCUCACUUGGAUGGUUUCCGGAUUCCAUCGUAUGACCGGAUGUGCUAUGGCUGGUAAGCGGUCUGUAACGUUUGAGGGAUCUCCUGACAUUUCGAAAAAUAUACGUAAUUUUAUAAAAAAUAGCAUUUGGAGAGGAAAUAAAACGAGGAAACGAGUGGGAAAGAGGCUAUGUAUGGGCAGGAAAUAA